AUGUCUAUAUUGUAUAAAACGUCUCGGUUGCUUCAUAAACAGGCUCAUGGAAUUCAAGUGAACACAUGCCGAUGGAAUAGUACUGUCAAAAAUGGAUUCAUCGAUGAAAUAUUAUCUUCUAAAAAGGCUUUAGCCAAAAUAACUACUCUGAGCAAUAGAAUUGGGUUGCAACCAAAAUUUCCGAUGAAUACUUUGGCGCAGGCCUUAAUUGAUAAAACGGCUGUGCAAAAUGCAUCAGUUUCCAACGAGAAGUUGUGGACAGUUGGAAAAAUUUUGAGUGAUAUGUAUGUUUUAGAGAAAAUCAAGUGUUUAUAUCCGCGACUACCAGAGAAAGGAGUUCAAGCACUACAAGGCGGGUUGCUAGACUCACGCGCUUUAAAUCGCCUGGGAAAUUCUUGGGGUUUAGAAGUACAACGUUGGAAUGAGGACCCUAAACAGGCUUAUGGAAAAGUUUUAGCAAAAACAACCGAAGUUGAAACUACUCGAGUGGCUGGGGAGGUUUAUAAACCAGACGCCAUGAAACGAGCUAUUCUCGCUAUUUUGGGAGCAGUACAUUUGGAAGGGGGGUUCAAAGAAUCCAAAAAGUUUGUUGAUAGUCAUAUAUUUUCUCGUCAAUUAGAACCUCGAACUAUGCUGCAAAUCCUCUAUCCACGCAGACAGCUGGCUCGGUUAUGUAGGAGACUCAAGCUCAAAGAUCCUGUUUACAGGAUCGAUGCUGAAACUGGCCGGAAAAGCAGAGAACCUGUCUUCGUCAUCGGCGCUUAUUCUGGUCCAUUUUGUCUUGGUCAAGGUCAAGCAAGUAGUUUGGAUUUAGCUGAACAGCAGGCUGCUUACAAUGCCGUUCUAUCUUACUACAUUCAUUCUCCUCCUUUUGAACAAUUUCCUAGCGAAACACUACAAACAUCAACCGCAUCAUUUUCACCCAUUCCCUAUAUUUCACCCGGAGAAUUGGUUCUGUAA
This is a messenger RNA of Schizosaccharomyces osmophilus, 960 nucleotides long. It is a transcript of the gene mrpl3, whose product is annotated as mitochondrial ribosomal protein subunit L44. Gene Ontology annotation, molecular function: ribonuclease III activity; double-stranded RNA binding. Gene Ontology annotation, biological process: regulation of gene expression; primary miRNA processing; rRNA processing. Gene Ontology annotation, cellular component: nucleus. The record is from RefSeq and is a predicted model, not a curated record. The transcript has 3 exons. The coding region runs from base 1 to 960 and encodes 319 amino acids. Lineage: Eukaryota; Fungi; Ascomycota; Schizosaccharomycetes; Schizosaccharomycetales; Schizosaccharomycetaceae.